UCAGAGUGAAACACCGAGUGGAUGAGCUGUAAUGAAUUGAGUUCGAGAUUCUUCUUCCUCACUUGAGUCGAUCGGGGACGAAAAUCAGACAAGUGAAGGAAACGGGAAGAGGGAUAAAAAAGUGCACGGAUUCAUCCAGAACUGUACAGGUCUAUGGAAAUGCAGGAUCUAGCCAGUCCGCACAGUCGAGUCAGUGGUAGCAGCGAAUCCCCAAACGGCAACAACCUCGACAACUCGCACAUUAACAACAAUUCCAUGACCCCAAAUGGCACUGAAGGUGAUAACAUCACCAUGCUCACCACAGCCGACUGGUUAUUAGGUUCUAGCUCACAGUCCACUGCAGUUAAAACAGAGCCAAUGAGCAGCAGUGACAUCACCACGUCUGUAGCAGAAGCAUCACUGGAUAGCUUCUCAGGAUCAGCUGUUGGAAACAGUGGCUUCAGUCCAAGACAAACUCACCAGUUCUCUCCGCAGAUUUACCCCUCCAACAGACCGUACCCACACAUCCUCCCGACCCCCUCGUCCCAGAACAUGGCCGCGUACGGACAGACGCAGUACAGCACCGGCAUGCAGCAGGCCUACGCCACCUACCCUCAGCCGGGCCAGCCGUACGGUAUACCCGCCUACGGAAUCAAGACAGAAAGUCAGGCUCAGUCUCCAGGACAGAGCAGCUUUCUCAGCUACAGCUCCAGUUUCAGCACGCCGCAGACCGGACAGGCGCCCUACAGCUACCAGAUGCAAGGAGGAAGCUUCACCACGACGUCAGGACUCUACACAGGAAGCAACUCGCUCACCAACUCCACUGGAUUCAAUAACACACAGCAGGAUUACCCAUCAUACCCGACGUUCGGACAGGGUCAGUACACUCAGUAUUACAACAGCAGCCCCUACACGUCGCCCUACAUGACCAGCAACAACACGAGUCCCACCACGCCCUCCACCACCGCCACCUACACGCUGCAGGAUCCGCCGUCCGCCAUCACCAGCCAGGCUCUCACCGACCAAUCAGCAGGAGACUACAGUACCAUCCACAGUCCAUCAACCCCCAUUAAAGAUUCAGAUUCAGAUCGAUUGCGUCGAGCCUCGGAUGGAAAAUCACGUGGAAGAGGAAGAAGGAACAAUAAUCCGUCUCCUCCACCCGACUCUGACCUUGAGCGCGUCUUCAUCUGGGACCUGGAUGAGACCAUCAUCGUUUUUCACUCCCUGCUCACCGGCUCGUACGCCAACAGAUACGGACGGGACCCGCCCACGUCGGUGUCGUUAGGACUGCGUAUGGAGGAGAUGAUCUUCAACCUGGCUGAUACUCACUUAUUCUUCAACGAUCUGGAGGAGUGUGAUCAGGUCCACAUCGACGACGUGUCCUCCGACGAUAACGGACAGGAUCUCAGCACGUAUAACUUCAGUACGGAUGGUUUCCACGCCGCCGCCACCAGCGCCAACUUGUGUUUGGCGACGGGCGUGAGAGGAGGCGUGGACUGGAUGAGGAAGCUGGCGUUCCGCUACAGACGAGUAAAAGAAAUUUACACCACCUACAAGAACAACGUCGGAGGACUGCUGGGUCCAGCCAAGAGAGAAGCCUGGCUUCAGCUGCGGGCGGAGAUCGAAGCUCUGACCGAUUCCUGGUUAACGCUGGCACUGAAAGCACUCACAUUAAUCCACUCAAGAUCAAACUGCGUGAAUAUUCUGGUGACCACGACGCAGCUGAUCCCGGCCCUGGCUAAAGUGCUCCUGUACGGCCUGGGAAUCGUCUUUCCCAUCGAGAACAUCUACAGCGCUACUAAAAUCGGCAAGGAGAGCUGCUUCGAGCGAGUAAUCCAGAGAUUCGGGAGGAAAGUGGUUUACGUGGUGGUGGGAGACGGAGUGGAAGAGGAGCAGAGCUCCAAAAAGCACAACAUGCCGUUCUGGAGGAUCUCCAGUCACUCGGACCUCAUGGCUCUUCAUCACGCUCUGGAUCUGGAGUAUUUGUAGCACUGUGACGUCUCCGUCUCUUCGUUUCUGCCACCGCUUCCACCCAACAGGGUCGACACACCGGACGGGGGGAGAACAUGUCAAACCCCGAUUAGAAAAGUUAAACAGACAGCGUUUUGUGUGAACCCUGAGGCUGGGCGUCGGGGGAGAGAAUCGAACGUUACCGUGAAUUGACUCGGCCGGUUUGUGGAAGAGCCGUCGGUUUGUUCGGUGGCGUGUGCGAGGGUUCACAGCCGCGAGGGAUCCAGAGCUAUCGACCGCACCACUCUCCAACCCUUCAUCAACAACCACUGUGCUGGAUGAUCUUCUGACUGAUGAUGGGAGACGUUUCUCCAGCACCACUUCACAUCUCGGAGUCUCUGAGAGGAACCGCGCCGGAUCCUGACCCGAUGUAACGGAGAACCUUGACGUGCGUUUGCUCAGACAAUCACUCGUGUACAGUCGGGUUUGGUGUGUGUGUAUAUUCUUAAUCACUGGACUUUAUUCCUUCCUGUUCGUGCGGUUCUGUACGUGCUGGUGCGGAGCCUGGAACAGUGUGGGUGGCUUUUAGGUUUCUGUGUAGAUACCAGGAUUUCUGUGAGCUUCGUCAUGACCAAAAGCAUGGACGCCACGUGUCAAUGAUUCUGUUUACGGAUUUGUUGAUUUUAUUCUGUCUGUGCUUUCUAGGAUCUGUAUUUAUUUACAGAAUUAAAAACACACCACGUUAUGACUAUUGGACAUGAGAUGAAUCGAGAAUAGAAAUGAACCCACUUCUGUUUCCGUCCCGAUCAAAGUUUAAACGCCUCAAACCUCCACGAUCGUUCAGUUGUAUUUUUUGUACUGGCACUAACUGCAGGAACUUGUACAGUACAUGUUACAGCACACGUCAUUUUUGUAUGAAGUAGCUCAUUAACAUGUCUGAGGGAACGUCGCUGUAGUCGGGAGAGAAAAUCGUCUUCAUAGAGCUUAGAUGUUAAACUGUGGUCUGUUAUAAAGCCACUACACACACACACACACACACACACACACACACACACACACACACACACACACACACGCGCGGUGGAGAACACGCCUGCUUCAGCGACUGUGAAUUUUCCUAGCAGGAUUGAAUGCGUGAGGUUCUGACUGGUUUACACACCGUCCGUGUUUCAUUCCUGCGCCUCGGCUCAAGUGUUCUACUGCCCCUUUUACCCCCCACCCUUUAAGAUUCAACCCUACUAAAGCAUCUCAGUGCCCUUUUAAUUCCCUAAAAUACGCCCGUUUUGUCCUUACAUUAAAAACAUUAAAUUUAGCCCCCUUUACCAUCAUACCUCUCGACCCUUUCACUUUUGCCCACUUAUAGAACUUCUGCCCCCAUGUAUGCAUCUGCAACCCCAUACAAAUCGCCCCUAUUAAUGUGCUGCCCCUUUAAACCCUCUGCUUACUCCUUCACCCCAAUCUAGAACCUGCUACUAUUAACCCCGUCUACACCUCAAAUCUGCCAAGAUCUGCCCUUUUCACCCCGUCCAUAAUCUAAAAUCUACCUCUUUACACCUGUACUCCUAAAACUCCCACUUUAUUUCCUUGCAAAGUUUGAAUUCUGCCUUUAGAAGGGGUAGAUUUUAUAUAAGAAUGAUAAUCUGCCUCUUCGUGCCCACUAUCUAAACCUCUGGAAUGUAAAUCUUUAUAAAAUAUAUAUUCUUUACUUCUUACUCACUAAUUUAACCCCCAGGUCUGGUCCUGAUCUGGCCCUCCAAACCCCCCUCAUCAUCUCAAAUCUCUGCCCUCACUCCCUCAUCCCAGAGUACCACAUAUUGCUGCUAGUUGAUGGUUCAUAUUAGAUUAAAUGUUUUAUACAUUGAGCUUUUUAAUAAUAUUAAUAAUUAUUAUUAAUAAUAAUAUUGCAAACUGGAAAUGAUUGAUGUUGACGGAACUCGUCACGAACACACGUGUCUGCAAACAAAAAAAGAGAAAUGUACAGAUGUUUUUGGACAUUAUUAUUAUUAUUUGAUUGUGUUUAAAUUAAUAAAACAAUGAUUUGUGAACUGUAA
Molecule: messenger RNA, 3980 nt
Organism: Trichomycterus rosablanca
Lineage: Eukaryota; Metazoa; Chordata; Actinopteri; Siluriformes; Trichomycteridae
Gene: eya1
Product: EYA transcriptional coactivator and phosphatase 1
Exons: 19
Coding region: 154-1968 (604 amino acids)
Biological process (GO): cell differentiation; positive regulation of DNA repair; multicellular organism development
Cellular component (GO): nucleus
Molecular function (GO): protein tyrosine phosphatase activity
Source: RefSeq, a predicted model, not a curated record